Molecule: messenger RNA, 2793 nt
Organism: Pygoscelis adeliae (Adelie penguin)
Lineage: Eukaryota; Metazoa; Chordata; Aves; Sphenisciformes; Spheniscidae
Gene: ANO2
Product: anoctamin 2, calcium activated chloride channel
Exons: 23
Coding region: 1-2793 (930 amino acids)
Biological process (GO): chloride transmembrane transport
Cellular component (GO): plasma membrane
Molecular function (GO): chloride channel activity; protein dimerization activity
Source: RefSeq, a predicted model, not a curated record
AUGCAUUUCAGGGACAGCAAGAGAAAGGUCGACUAUGUGUUAGCCUACCACUACCGAAAACGCCUUGCUCGGCACCCGGCUGGUGUGGGCUCACCGGAGCCGAUGCACGGAUCCGCCUCCUUGGCCCUGGUUUCGAACGGAGGGAGCGGGAAGGGCUGUGUGGAGCUGCAGCAGCAGGAUGGUGGCCAGCAUGCCCCCCAGGAGCCCCCGAGGCCACUGGGGGUGGAGGUGAUUGAGCUCGGCCCGCUGGACACCCUGGAGGAGGAGAAGCGGCUGCAGCGGGAGGAGUACGAACGCAGCCUGGUGGAAGUGGGGCUGGAGAUAGAGAAAGACCCUGAGAAUAAGAGCCAAGGAUUGAGUUUUGUCCGUAUACAUGCACCUUGGCAAGUACUUAGUCGAGAAGCAGAACUCCUUAAAAUAAAAAUGCCCACUAAAAAGAUGUAUGAAAUCACAGAAGAAGGGGGAAUACUCAAAACGUUAAAUGAAAUAUGGUGCAAAUUGACUAAACCUCUGCAACCCCAGGUGCCACAACAAGAAAAUACCAACAUGAAAACCCUGUCUUACCCAUUUUCCAGAGAGAAAAUAUAUUUGUAUAACAUUAAAGACAAAGAGACCUUUUUUGACAAUGCUACCCGCAGCCGAAUAGUACAUGAAAUUUUGAAGCGCCUAUCUACAAAGGCCAGAAACAGCACGGGUAUUGGCACAUUAAUAGCAAACCAUGUUUAUGAUGCAGCAUACCCACUUCAUGAUGGUGAAUAUGAAGGCCAAAAUGAUGACAUGAAUGAAAGAAAGUUGCUGUAUCGAGAAUGGGCAAGAUACGGAGUAUUUUACAAGUUUCAGCCUAUUGACCUCAUAAGAAAGUAUUUUGGAGAAAAGAUAGGACUUUAUUUUGCAUGGCUGGGUUUAUAUACAGAAUUCCUCAUUCCAUCUUCAGUAGUCGGGAUUAUUGUAUUUCUUUAUGGAUGUAUAACCAUUGAGGGUGACAUUCCUAGUAGAGAAAUGUGCGAUCAACACAAUGCCUUCACCAUGUGCCCCCUGUGUGACAAGUUCUGUGAUUACUGGAACCUCAGCUCUGCAUGUGCUACCGCUCGAGCUAGCCACUUAUUUGACAACCCCGCCACAGUCGUCUUCUCCAUCUUUAUGGCUCUCUGGGCUACUAUGUUCCUUGAACAAUGGAAGCGUUUGCAGAUGAGAUUGAGUUAUUUCUGGGAUCUAACUGGACUGGAGGAAGAAGAAGAGCAUCCCAGACCAGAGUAUGAAACCAAACUGCUGCAGAAAAAACUGAAAAAUAAAAACAUCACAACAGAAAAUUCAAAUGAAGAUGAAAAGGAGAAGUUGACAUGGAGUGACCGUAUGCCUGGAUAUGCAGCAAACUUUGGAUUGAUUUUAUUUAUGAUCAUGCUGACGUUUUCAGCAGUGUUUGGUGUGAUUGUAUACCGAAUCACAACAGCAGCAGCUUUGUCAUUCAGCACAAAUGAGACAACCAGGUCAAAUGUUCGAGUGACUGUGACCGCAACUGCUGUCAUCAUUAACCUCGUUGUGAUACUAAUACUUGAUGAAAUUUAUGGAGCUGUUGCCAAAUGGCUAACAGAAAUUGAGGUACCAAAAACAGAGAAAACCUUUGAGGAGAGACUGAUUUUGAAGGCAUUCCUCCUGAAGUUUGUGAAUUCUUAUGCACCAAUUUUUUAUGUUGCCUUUUUUAAAGGAAGAUUUGUUGGUCAUCCUGGUCAUUAUGUAUAUGUGUUUGAGGGUUAUCGAAUUCAAGAGUGUGCUCCAGGAGGCUGUUUGAUGGAACUCUGUAUUCAGCUGAGCAUCAUUAUGCUUGGAAAACAACUGAUUCAAAACAAUCUGUUUGAAAUUGGAAUCCCGAAGCUAAAGAAGCUCUUCAGGAAGCUGAAGGAUGAAAGAACUGAGCCAAAGGAAAUGGACACCAACCAAUCAAAGGACCCUCAGCAAUGGGAUCUUGACUACCUCUUGGAACCUUUCACUGGGCUGACUCCAGAAUACAUGGAAAUGAUUAUCCAGUUUGGCUUUGUCACACUCUUUGUUGCCUCCUUCCCUCUGGCACCUCUCUUUGCUCUUCUGAACAACAUCAUAGAAGUCCGGCUUGAUGCAAAAAAGUUUGUUACUGAAGUGAGGAGGCCAGACACAGUAAGAGCAAAAGAUAUAGGAAUUUGGUAUAACAUUUUGAGUGGCAUUGGAAAGCUGUCAGUUAUCAUUAAUGCUUUUGUAAUUGCUGUCACAUCUGAUUUCAUUCCACGCCUUAUGUAUCAAUAUGCAUACAGUCAAAAUGGAACCAUGCAUGGCUUCAUCAAUCACACGCUCUCAUACUUCAAUGUCAGUCAUCUCAAGGCUGGAACACAGCCAGAAAACUCCCCGUUUGCACAGGAUGUUUUAUUCUGCAGGUUCAAAGACUACAGAGAACCACCUUGGUCCCAAAAUCAGUAUGAGUUUUCUAAACAGUACUGGGCGGUUUUAUCUGCUCGCUUGGCUUUUGUUAUUCUCUUUCAGAACUUGGUGAUGUUCCUCAGUGUUUUGGUUGACUGGAUGAUUCCUGACAUCCCCAAGGACAUCAGUGAACAGAUCAAAAAGGAGAAGAGCGUGCUUCUUGACUUCUUCCUGAAGGAAGAGCAUGAAAAACUGAAGCUGAUUGAAAGUUUUAUCGCACCCGACAAGCAGAAACACAAAAGUGGGACCAAAGGCGAAAGGAUCCGGGCUGCCAGCUUCUGUCAGUUUAACCGAUGUCAGAAAGGCAGCUUUGCCUCCUUUAGCUCACAGCACACAGAAGUGUGA